This is a messenger RNA of Nerophis ophidion (straightnose pipefish), 2985 nucleotides long. It is a transcript of the gene pcolce2b, whose product is annotated as procollagen C-endopeptidase enhancer 2b. The record is from RefSeq and is a predicted model, not a curated record. Gene Ontology annotation, molecular function: protein binding. NCBI's taxonomy places the organism in Eukaryota, Metazoa, Chordata, Actinopteri, Syngnathiformes, Syngnathidae.
ACAAAACCUGCAUUCAUGUCCCGCAGACUGCAGUCUGGCGCGGCCCUCCAGCCCACAAUGUGUGCACGCCGUCUGCUGCUGGCCCUCCUGCUGGCCGGCGUGUGUGCACAGUCGCAGCACAGACCCUCUUUCACGUGCGGGGGGAACUUCACGGCCGAGUCCGGAAUCAUCGGGAGCCAAGGGUACCCGGGAGUUUACCCCCCCAACACCAAAUGUGUGUGGAGGAUCACAGUCCCGGAAGGGAAGGUGGUGGUGCUGUCCUUCCGCUUCCUGGACCUGGAGAGCGACCGCCUGUGUCGCUACGACUACGUGGACGUGUACAGCGGCCACGCCAGCGGUCAGCGGCUGGGCCGCUUCUGUGGUACCCUCAAGCCGGGGGCACUGGUUUCCACGGGCAACAAGAUGAUGCUGCACAUGCUGUCGGACGCCAACACGGCCGGGAGCGGCUUCCUGUCCGUCUUUUCCGCUGCGCAGCCUAAUGAGAGGGGUGAGCAGUACUGUGGCGGCAGACUGGACAAACCUUCCGGAACUUUCAAAACCCCCAACUGGCCGGAGAGGGACUACCCGGCCGGCGUGACCUGCUCCUGGCACAUCGUGGCACCAAAGAACCAGAUCAUCGAAGUGACCUUUGAGAAGUUCGACGUGGAGCGAGACAACUACUGCCGCUACGACCACGUCUCCAUCUUCAACGGCGGCGAAAUCAACGACGCCAAGAAGAUCGGCAAAUACUGCGGAGACAGCCCCCCGCCGCCCGUCCUGUCCGAGGGCAACCGGCUGGUGGUCCAGUUCCUGUCGGACCUCAGCCUGACGGCGGACGGCUUCGUCGGCCACUACAAGUUCCGCCCCAAGAAGUUCUCCGUGGCGACCACGCCCCCUCCCACCACCACGCCGCCCGCCACCAGCAGGAUCACACCUCUCAAGUACUCCGUGGCUCUGUGUCGGCAGAAAUGUAAAAGACGAGGAACCCUCGAAAGCAACUUUUGCUUAAGCAACUUUGUGAUCACAGGCACGGUCAUCUCGGCCGUGAGCAGAGGAGGCAGCGCUCACGUCACCGUGUCCAUCGUCAGCGUGUUGAAGGAAGGCAGUCUGGCCAUCCAGCAGGCGGGCAAGACCAUGAGCACCAAGAUCCUGGUCCUGUGUCGCAAGUGUCCCCUCGUCACCAGAGGCCUGAACUACAUCUUCAUGGGUGAGGUGGACCAGGAGGGCCGAGGGAAGGUUGGCCCUCACAACUUUGUGCUGGCCUUCAAGAGCAGGAACCAGAAGGUGCUCAGAGUCCUGAAGAACAAACACUGCUGACUGAAACUGGGAAGAAGAUUAGGAAGGGCUCUUUUCAGUUUUACUAAAUCAACUUCAUAUUUCACCUUUUUCUUUGGAUUUAAACAGGAUCUGAUUGGACCUCUGCACUUGUGUACUUACACUUCGUCUUUUGAGUGCAUAAGAGUGUACACUUGUGUACUUACACUUGGUCCUUUGAGUGCAUAAGAGUGUACACUUGUGUACUUACACUUCGUCUUUUGAGUGCAUAAGAGUGUACACUUCUGUACCUACACUUGGCCUUUUGAGUACAUACGAGUGUACACUUGUGUACUUACACUUCAUCUUUUGAGUGCAAAAGAGUUCACACUUGUGUACUAAUACAUAGUCUUUUGAAUACAUAGAUGUGUACACUUGUGUACUUACACUUGGUCUUUUAAGUGGGUUAGUGUGUACACUCGUGUACUGACACCUAGCUUUUUUAAUGCAUAAGAGUGUACACUUGUGUUACAUUUAGUCUUUUAAGUAUCGAGGAGUGUACACUCGUAUACUUCCACCUAGUCUUUUAAGUGCCUUGGUGUGUACACUAGUGUACUUACAAUUAGUAUUUUAAGUGCCUAAGUGUGUACACUUAUGUAUUACACCUGGUCCUUUUAGUGCAAAAGUGUGUACACUUGUGUACAUACACCUAGUCUGUUGAGUGUACAAGUGUGUACACUUGUGUACCUACACCCAGUCCUUUGAGUGGAUAAGUGGGUACACUUUUGUACUUACAGUUAGUCUUUUGAGUGGUUAAGUGUGUACACUGGUAUACUUACACUUAGUCUUUUAAGUGCUUAAGUGAGUACCCUCGUGUAUUUACGCCUUGUCUUUUGAGCGUAUAAGUAGGAACACUUGUAUACUUACACUUUGUCUUUUGAGUGGAUCAGUGUGUACACUUGUGUACUUACACCUAGUCUUUUGAGAUACUUACACUUAGUCUUUUAAGUGCUUAAGUGAGUACCCUCGUGUACUUACGCCUUGUCUUUUGAGUGCAUAAGUAGGAACACUUGUGUACUUACACCUAGUCUUUUGAGUGGAUAAAUGUGUACACUUGUGUACUUCCACUUAGUCUUCAAAGUACAUAAAUGUGUUUAUAGUCAGUACUAGCAUGUUACACUCAAAAUGGUGAGUGUGCAUUGAUGGAAACUUAGCACACUCAAUAGUCGCCAUGUUGGCUGGCGGAAGAGGCGGGACUAACUUGAAACAAUGGGACGGAGUUAAGAGAAGAAAGCCUUUUGGGUGAAGUGCACUACAAAAAAAAGUAAUGGGACAGUACUCAGGAAGUAAGUAUGCAGUGUACACAGUAUACUUAAAGUGUACUGAUGGAAAUAUUCCAUUUGAUACACAGCCAUAUUUGUAAAGGUAUGAAUAUUUCUUUCUUGUUCAUUUCCUUGUUUUAGUACUUCAGGAACUUAAUUUGAUUUCUGGUGUCAUAAAGUCCACAUUACAUGAAGAUGGCUUAAAAACUUAUUGUUAAAAAGGGAUUCUUAUAAAUGGAAAAAGUUUUAAAAUAUUCAAAAAGUUAUUUAUUUUCUUUUAAUGGUUCUAUGAAAAUGAGUAUGGGGAUGAAUAAGAAUUGUGAUUGUUUGGGCAGUUGUGUGUACUUUAUUGAAUUGAGUUUUAUUUUGAAGGGCCAUGUAAAAACAGUCUUAUUGAUGUUGCUAAUAAAAGUCUGUAUGGGUGAAGACA